Molecule: messenger RNA, 8139 nt
Organism: Dicentrarchus labrax (European seabass)
Lineage: Eukaryota; Metazoa; Chordata; Actinopteri; Moronidae
Gene: znf507
Product: zinc finger protein 507
Exons: 8
Coding region: 167-3535 (1122 amino acids)
Biological process (GO): regulation of transcription by RNA polymerase II
Molecular function (GO): DNA-binding transcription factor activity; RNA polymerase II cis-regulatory region sequence-specific DNA binding
Source: RefSeq, a predicted model, not a curated record
CGUGACUGAUAUUCCAUCCUCGCCAUUUUGCAAUGUGGGAGAGAGGGAGGCCACUUUUUUAUGGCUAACGAAUAAAAAAAAGAGCAGUUUUAUGUGUUGAGGACAAAGAGCGUCGAGCCGUUCAGUGUCAUCAUACAGAUGCAGAAGUGGGAGAAAGAGGAAGGUCAUGGAGGAGAUCAGCAAUGUCGCUGUACUCAUCACACACUCCUCCACUGCCUCCUCUUCCUCCUCUACGCCGUCAGCGCUGGGAUCCCUCUCUCAAACCCAAACGCAGCAAGCAGUAGAGGAGUCCCAGAGUUUUCAGCAGAGACAAGCUGCAGAUUCUCUCAUCCAGGUCAUUGAGAAGCUCAGCAAAAUCGUGGAAAAGCGGCCCCAGCGCCGCUGUACCUUGGCGGGACAGAAAAGAGCAAUCCAACAGGCCUCUUCUGCGGGGGAAGGGGGAGGAGGUGUAGAGGGGACAAGGGGGAGUAGAGGAGGCUCUCCACACAGGAAGAUAAAGAGGAACUGUAAGGAGCAGGAGAGCGUCCAGGAGGUGAGAUUAGAAAGCAGCGCGGCUGACACCGCUCUUUCUUCACGUGUGUCAGGUGACAGUAACAACAACAACAUCCCCUCCCCGGGAACAGAGGUAGCCAGCAAACCCAACAGCAGCGACCACAAGCGGACGGUGACCUGUUAUCAGUGCAGCCUGUGCCCCUAUCUCUCCCAAACGCUGCCCCUGCUGAAAGAGCACCUGAAGCAGCACAAUGAGCAGCACAGCGACCUCAUCCUCAUGUGCUCCGAGUGUCGCUUUACCUCCAGAGACCAGGGGCAGCUGGAGGCACACGUCAGGCUGCACUUCGACAACGGUGACAACCUGAAGAGGAACCCCACUGUGUCGGAUACCUCCAGUGAGCACACAGAUGAGGUUUUAAGAAAGCAGGAUGGGGACUGGACUGGGAGCAGUGUAGGAAACGAAGUGAUCAAAAGCUCAGUGGACGGUUCCAAGGAGUUACCACAGAAGAAGAAGUGGUAUAGCUACGAGGAGUAUGGAUUGUACCGCUGCCUGAUCUGCAGCUACGUGUGCAGCCAGCAGCGGAUGCUUAAGACCCACGCCUGGAAGCACGCCGGCCUGGUUGACUGCUCCUACCCUAUCUUCGAGGAUGAUGACGGGGCUCCCGGAAGGAGAGAGGCACAGACUGCGGCCAACUCUGCCGGAACCCGGGAGGAAAUGGUCGUUCUUUCCCCGGUUCUUCAAGAUAAAAGCCUCCAAAAGCUGCCCACUGCCUUCAAGCUCCAGCUGUUUGCUGCUCCGUUGGCUGUCGAAAACAAACGGGAUGUGUUGACUCACCCGGUGUCUAGUCUCAAUGAAAGUCCAAAAACGGCAGAGGAAGAGGAGGAAAGUGUGUACCCUAUCAAAGACCUGACCUCCGAGGAGCCCGUGGUGGAGGUUCACGUGACGACAGAGGCAGAGUCUGAGGUGGAGAUUGAGAGUCACCACAAUAGCACCUCUGUUGCAGACAGCUUACUGUCAUCAGCUCAGAAGAUUAUCAACAGCAGUCCCAACAGCGCCGGCCAUAUUAACGUGAUUGUAGAACGCCUUCCCUCAGCUGAGGACUCAGUCAUGGCGACUAACCCACUCCUCCUCAGCCCAGACGUGGACAGGGACAAGAGCUUACUGGAUGCAGAGGAGGAAGAGCAGGACCAUGCAGGAGCGGUGAAGGAUGAGGUGGUCCCUGGCUGCAGUGCGGGUAGCACUACUGACAGCCAGCCAGUAGGAGCUACUAUUAAAUCCUCUGUUACUAUAAGUAGCGACUCUCCGCGGGAUGAAAACAUUCCCCCCGCUGGUCGCAAGAGGACACAUUCUGAGUCUCUUCGCCUGCACUCUCUGGCUGCUGAGGCACUGGUAGCUAUGCCAAUGAGGACCCCCGAGCUCCCCACCUCCAGCACCAAGGUAAGUCUGAAGAGCAUCACAGCCCAAGCACAGAGCCAAAACACGGGCCAGAAACUCGUAGAGGUGACCCCAGCUGAACAGAAGGCUUCUGAGGUAGAAACAACAGAAGCUCUUCUGGACUUGGAGCUUCACAGCAAGAGCAGAGAGGAAGAUUUGGGGUCCCUGGGUCUGGGGGAAGGAGACGAGGAGGGUCCCGCCACUAAAGCCGGCAUCAGCCUGUCACUGCUCACCGUCAUUGAAAGACUCAGAGAGCGCUCGGACCAGAAUGCCUCAGAUGAGGAUAUCUUAAAAGAACUUCAGGACAACGCGCAGUUCCAAAACGGAGCCGUGGCCGGUGUGGUAACAGGGAACGGAGCCGGGAGUUACAUGUGUAGCAUCCCAGGAAUGGACGGGCUGGUCACCUCUCGUGAUGGCGGUCUGGUGGACUACAUCCCCGGCAGUGAUAGGCCGUACCGGUGCCGCCUGUGUCGCUACAGCAGCGGCAAUAAGGGCUACAUUAAACAGCACCUCCGGGUGCACAGGCAGAGGCAGCCGUAUCAGUGUCCCAUCUGUGAGCACAUUGCCUCAGACAGUAAGGACCUGGAGAGCCAUAUGAUCCACCACUGCAAGACCAGGAUGUACCAGUGCAAGCUGUGCCAUGAUGCCUUCCACUACAAGAGUCAGUUAAGAAAUCAUGAAAGGGAGCACCAUAGCUUCAGCAGUGAUGUGGCAGCCCUCACACCAGUCACUGAAACCGUGGCCAUGGUGGAGGAAGCCGAGCGGGUAACGGAUGAAGAAUGUGGUAUGCAGAAGAUGUAUAAGUGCGAUGUUUGCGACUACACCAGCUCUACAUAUGUUGGAGUGAGAAACCACCGGCGGAUUCAUAACUCCGACAAGCCUUAUCGGUGCUGUAGCUGUGAUUUUGCCACCACCAACAUGAACAGUUUAAAGAGCCACAUGAGGAGGCAUCCUCAGGAGCACCAGGCCAUGCAGCUACUGGAGCAGUACAGGUGCUCUCUGUGUGGCUAUGUGUGCAGUCAUCCACCAUCACUCAAAUCCCACAUGUGGAAGCACGCCGGAGACCAGAACUACAACUAUGAGCAAGUUAACAAAGCCAUUAACGAGGCCAUCUCCCAGAGCAGCCGAGCUCCUCAGAAGUUGUCCGCGGUGCUGGAGUCGGUGGCAGAGCGCCCCGUGGUGGCCCCGCCCUCAAAGGACAAAGCAAAGGGCUCAGUGGAACCACUGCCAACACCCACAUUGACGACAACAACAACAACAACAACAACAGCAGCCGGUCUGGCUGCAGACAGCUCAGGGGCCCUCCCCACAUCCACCACGGACCAUUCACAGUGGCCCGGUGAAUCCACGAGCCCCCAGGGGAGGGACCCGGCACAGCUCCAGUCUCAGAACCAGAGCCAGCCACGCACAGGCCAGCCCCCCGUCCCGGGUCCCGCCAUGGAAUACUGCGUGCUCUUGUUCUGCUGCUGCAUCUGCGGCUUCGAGUCCACCAGUAAAGAGCGGCUGAUGGAGCACAUGAAGGAGCACGAGGGAGACAUCAUCAGCAUCAUCCUUAACAAGGAGCAGCAGCAGCCAGAAGCCCAACCAGGCCUCCAAACAGCAGAGUGAGACGUGCCCCUCCCUCUCUUCCUGUUAACACUGACCCUGCGCUCUUACAGUGAUCUGCUGCCCGCAGAAGUAUUUCAUUGUGUUUGUUAACCUCAAGGCGAUUGACGAGGAUAUCAAGGUGUAAGCAUUUCACAUCUAGUUGAUUGUCAUUGUUCAGAAUGUUCUGUGGUCGGCUUGGUGUCAGAGGGGUACAACUGUGAGGCUGCUGUCCAACGCAGACACAGCAGAAAUGUAAAAAAAAACAAAAAACUAUAUUAUAAAUAGUUAAUAUUUGACAUUUAAAAGACACAAAAUGUAUCUGGAGGGGAGUGAUUUUGAUUUCAAGGGACAAGUCCGAGCUCUAACCCAAGUCUGAAUUUUUUUUUUUCACGAUACAGGGACAAGUUCAUACCUCACAAAACCACACAAUCCCUCACCAGAAAUGGAAAAAAAAGAUUUGCAUAUUUUCCAGUCUAAUUCAUAUAUUGACCAUGAGGCAGCUCUUUUAUCGCUACUGUAAUAUUUAAUGUAUUUAAUCCGACACAAUUGAGGAUCUAGCUUUGUUAAGGAGGUACAUGCACAAAUUCACGAAUGCCUAAAGGCGUGUAUCACAGCUCGAAUAUGAUUGAAUAUUUAUCAGUUUACUUUUAUGCAUGUUAGUUUCCGUUAUGCCAGUUUAAAAAGGCAAAUGUUUGUUAUUUUUGCGCAUUUGUUUUGUUUUUGUUUGUAUGAGUGACUGUAAUUUUACUCGUUGGAUCAUUAAUCAUAAAGUCUUUAGAGGAGAAAGUAAUAGUUCUCAAAGGAGGGGAAGUUGAACAGAGCAAAGUGGAAAUCAGUCUUUGAUUGAUUUUGGUUGUUGUCUGCCGGCGAGAGGUAUUGGUUUUGGGCAUGUUGACAAAAGGAAUGAUAAAAAGGGAAGUUGGCAUAGGUUCGGCUUUUUAUUUGAAUUGAAUGGUGCCUAGAUAUUUGAAAGCAGGAAUACUGCAUUGAAUCACACCUUCACUUCACUUGUGAUUGUGGUGCUAGACUCACUUUAAGAGUUGUCAUGUUUUUGUUUUUUUUAAAUCCCAUGCAAUUUAUGUUGUAUAUAAGAACAUUUUUAUAUUAACCUUUACUCUUUUUUUUUUUUUGGUCAGUGUUUUUAAAAACUUCUUUUGACUAGUGUCAAAUGCAACUUUAAAUGACUGCUGUCCCAGCUAAAAAACAACAUGCCUGAAAUAAUAAGACAUAAAAAUAAAGCUUGGAAGGCGACGCGUUUUUUGAGGUUUCUUAGCGUAGUCCUCCCAUGUCCUCUCAUGUGACUAAAGGCAUGAGUGUAAUAUAAUUACUGCAGCUCUGAUGUGUAUAAAUCCCCCGCACAGUGUAAUGAACGCAAACUUCGAUCUACAAAAGCUUCAUGUUUACUGUGAUGGAUUGUCUUGCUGUGUGGAAGUUAUUUUUCAUGCAGAAAAGAGAGAAAUUGAACCCCUAAUGUCUCAAAUGAUGCUGACUGUGCAGAAAAACGAACGAAAGGGGAAAGGAGUACUGGCACAAAUCUAACUUAUCUAGUCACCCAGAUGCAUGUUGGGAACAAUCUAAAUAUGCCUCGCACUUUAAUUCAAACUGUGCCAUUCAUUCGGAAUACAAAGUAAAAGAAAAAAUGAUGCGUUUGUGUUGAUUUUUGAUGCUCUUGAAGCAUCACAAAAUUGAAAUGAACAGAAAAUUAUACAAAGAUUGAAGAUAAGGCAGAAUAAAUUAUCCUCUUAAACCAAACACUCAGUGUCAAAGCCUCAACCCAAAUAAUGUAUCAUGCAGUCCUGCCAUGCAGAACACACUGUCACGUUAGUUCAUCAGUAUGCCAUCCCUUUUCUUACAUCCACAGAGGCUGAGGAAAUUAAGAUAAAAUGGAAUAUCCAUAAUUCAUUCAGUCUGCACGUGUGCGUAGCGUGGUGGAUAAAACAAAAUGAAAUCUCUAUCUCAGACCUGUUACCUGGGCUGGAUUUCUCAUUAUCAAAGCAGGUUAUUAUUGUCUGGCUUUUAAUUUACAAUUAUACGUGGCAGAAUUAGAUGGUUAUAUGUCCGAGUUAAAAAAAAAAUAAAUAAAAGUGGGACUUCAGUUCCCCGUCUGCCUGGUUAACGCGGCAUCCGUGUUAAUGAGCAGUGAGAGUUAAAGACUGGACCGACCACACACAGUCAGCCCAGCACUCUCCUCUCUGUCAUAUGGGGAUCUGCUAUUAAUCUGACAGCUCGUAAUUAUUCAGCUCCAAAAAUUAAUUCUGGUUAAAGGCCCCCGGUGGAGUUUUUGACCCCCUAGUAGCGCUUUGGAGCUGUACCUCCAUGAGUGAGUCCACGAGGACGCACGUGUGCACAGGUCAUGUGAUACACAAUCCUGCCAACGGCUUGACACUGUUCCACUGAUCCACAGGUGGCGGUAGUGUUCUGAGAUAUGCAGCAGUGUGCUAGCAAAGGAGGCUCUUAAAAGCUAUUAAACACUGAUGUAAACAAAGCAGGGUUUAAAAUUUGCUACUGUUUGAUGAUGGUGGAACUCCACUGCCUCACUUGCGCAAAAUGCUAACGGUACUAUAAGGCCGUCGCAUUUUUAGCCUACUUUAUCUAUGUUCUUAGAGCUUGGCAAUUAAAUGACGAGGCUUGCAACAUUAUUAUUGCCACCAAAUCCUAUAAAAAGUCCAAAACCAGCAGCGUAUUAAUCCAUCCAUAAAUAUUCCCCAGCCUCUCUUGACCCGUCUGUGACACUAGGCCCAAGCCCAACAAAAAUGUAUAAAAACCUGUUGUAAAUGUAUACUUUCAAUGCAAAACAAAACAAACAAAAGGUUAAAUCAUUUCCAAUAACAGUUUGGCACUGUAGGUUAUAGCCUAUAUAUAUAACAAGCUGUAAAUAUACCUGUGUUAAUACACUUCAGGUGCACUGGUGACUGUUUCCAGCAGCAGGGCGGUGUAAUUGAGAAGACGGUCAGAGGAUUUUCCUUUUGAAAUGAGAACCAAAAUCUACCAUUAAUACAACAGAAACGGUCGAUUUUGGUUUUCCGCUUUUAUUAGCAAAGCAAAUAAACAGAAGGCGAGUUGUUUUUUUGUUUUUUUUUCAUUGUUUAAUUCUCAAAACAAAAAAUGGAAAUGAUGUACUUUUCCAUUUUUUGUUCCCCUGUUUAUAAAUGUUGAAUGAUUUUGUUGUUCUCAUUUUAAAACAAAAUCUGUUGGCCUCAAACACUGACACUGAUCAUUGUCUCAGAGUAAACUGCAGUCUUUAUGUCCAUGGUAAUGUAGAGCCCUGUCAUACAGUGCGACAGUGGAGCCCUGUGGCACAGAGGAAUGCAACACUUCAGGCUUUGGAUGCAAAAUCAGUACUUGUUAAUAGGAUCAUUACAGUAUUAUCACCAGUAGCAAUGGUGGACAAAGCUACAAAAAAUAGCAUCCAAACUCAUUGAACUCGGUGACUGUACUGUAUGUGUUAAUUGGGAGUAACCGAAUUAACUCAAAACUUUCUGCAAUGAAUGCAUUGGAGAACAGCAAUCCAAACUAACUAACAAACUAUUUUGGGAUUUCAACAUAGUAGCUUGGGAUAAUAUUUCAAGACAUUUUUAGAAGGUUAGCUUAAUCGCUUACAACUUUCAGUCAAAUUGUGAUGGUAUUACUGUAAAGUUCAGCCAACAAGCUGGGAAAUGCAUCCUGGGUCAUUCUCCUGGUGGUAAAAGCAUAUAGGUCAAGUGGGAUUUUGCUGGCAGUGAUAUAUCCCAUUUGGUGUCACAAAUUGCAAAAGUGUGUCAGCACUGCAAGUGUCUGUUUAACUCCUUCAGAGUAUACGGAUCUUCCUUGUUCAGUUACAUUUCCCUCAGUCAGUUCAAACAACUAUACAACUAUACAUUUGUGCCAUAUUUGAAAGCAAACAAUUGUUUUUGGUUUAGUUUAUCGUGCCUUUUGGUUGAAGGUAUUUGUGUUGAAGCUACAGCUUUUACCUCUCUGCCAAAUCUUCAGUCAAGUAUCCAGAUGUUCUAGCAAAAGAUUUAUGUUGAUUCAGGCAAAACAUAGCGGAAGCAAGCAUCUUUAUUAUUGAGAUAACGUUGGGUAUUAUGUGAACACCUCGGUAUGUUCUCCAUAGAGGCAAAUCCACAUUUCCGUUUCAUUCGGCAAUUUUGAGGCCAGAGAAACAACAACAAAGCAAGAAUGUGAAACGGCCCUUUCUUACAUUACUAGCUAUUUUACCUAGUAAUGAGCUCAAACACUUGGUACUGUAUUUUUAAUUUAAGUGUGUACAUACUGUAGAUGAAGACUGCAGAACCUUAAAACUGACAUUUUUUAAAAGAUAAAAUCUAUUUUUUAAUGAUAUUGUAAAAAAACAAAACAAUCUAGACAAAAAAAAAUAAAGUUUUAGAUAUAAUUUUGGCUCUGAUCUUAUUUACUCCCAGUAUAUUUGAGGAAACUGACGGUUUUAAGCUAAAUGAGCUGUGUGCAUUUAAGCCCAAAGAGGUGGAGAAGAUAGAACAUGUCUAUCCUGAUUUUUGCUCAUAUUUUGUAAUGGAGGUUCAGGAGUGUGAUGCUUGCUUUAUGUUUAUUUAUUUUUAGAACUUCAUGGGCUUUAUUAUGUCACUACUUUGCCAUUGUAUUUUUGGUAAUAAAGACUGAAAAAUAAA